AACAGUUGCAGUUGUUUCCAUUGGACUGGCAAAGUCGAUUAGCCAGGUAAAGUUUAUUCCGUUAUAAGUCGAGACAUACAAAAAGUUUAUGCGAGAAAUUUAUCUGUUGGAAAUUACUUAUAGUGGUCAAAUUAAACAGAUAUCCCUUGAAACCAUGAAUCUGUGUCGUGCCAUCUGACUUUAUGCGUAUAUCGCUCACUUUCAUCACGUAACGUAAAUAUGUAACUGAGAGGGCUAGACCAAUUUACACAAUGUUUGAAGUUUUUUUUCUCAAAGACGAUAACGGAAAUAGACCACUCGGUAUAUUAAAAUUAGCAUUGCGGGAUAUUUUUGCGAGGUUGGCGACGCUACAUUUUGAGUCCUGACUGAGGUUAACGGUUUGAAAAAAGGAUCUACCAUAGAACGAAAGUCCCAGCUGAUUUCAGCUCGGUACACAUUUUCUACAUCCUUGGUAAGUUACUUCAACAGCAUUUAUAUAAUACCCUUACCGCAUAACUCCUCCGUGGAAAGAGUGAUCAGUAUUGUUCCGAGCAAACUGGAUGGCGAGGCGCAUUUGAUAUCUUGGACGUGUCUAACUAAAGGGAAGUGGUUUUUUGAGCCAAGAAGGCGUUCCCGAAGCCAUUCCAGAUUGCAGUCGCAGUGAAAAGGGUUUCCUCCGAUAGACCUGUAAACAGAUAAAAGUUAAGAUCAAGUAGUUUCGAAAUCAUCAUAAUGUCAGGAUUCGUAUUACGUAUCAAGUAGUCGCCUGUCUCUUCCCAACUGAAAAACUUUUCGAAAAGAAUAAGGGUUGAUUUCGCUUCCAUUUUGCAGUGAUGCUGUUUGUUCCCACCCAGUUCGAGUGAUGUGCAAAUAAGGGCUUCAAUAAAGUCAUGUGCAUGACGAGGGAGAAAUGAAGGUGUCUCAUUUUGUGAGUUGCUCCAUUUAGAAAAGGAGAGGUGCUUUCACUUUAUUUAGAAGGCGUCCGAUUCUGGAGUGCAGUUCUUUUCAGACGGCGUGUAAUCUAAAAUGACGUCCCCUUUUAGAACCGUUUCGAUAUUUCGUGGAAGUGAUUUACUAGCUGAACGUACCAUGUGUAAGUGAAUUUUUGGGUAUGAAAACGUGAUAACUAUGUCAUUUCACUUCAAUUUUUCUGAGUACUUUUGAGUUGCAAUGAAAUAACGGAGAUAUUACAUUUUUGAUAGGUCCAUUAACGUUAUCUUUGUCAUAGCAACACAUCGCAUGAUAAAUUAAUUCUGCAGAUUUAAAAAACAGACAGCAUAUCGUGUGGCUCGCGAAAGGUUUCUCUGUAGCUCCGUGGAGGAACUUCUGGUCAGUCUGUGGAACGUCAAUGGUUCGAACUGCCGUUUAUUUCUUUACACUGCGAAGCACUAUCGUUCGUGUCUCUGAUUGGACGAACGAUGUAUUUUCACAGUCGUUCACUUCUAAUCUUUGAAUUGAAACGUAAAAAAAUCUCAGUAUGUUUGAAAUAAAAACACCAUACCAUGGAAAGUGCUUAAACGAUUUUUAUUCACGAAACGCGAUGCGUCAAAAGACUCACUCGUUCUCUUUUUUGAUACAUCGAAACUCGCGAAUAACAAUCCGAGAGUGCGCACGAACGGCUUUAGUGCACGCUCUCGAAUAAUCUCGAUUUCCCUCGGCCCUCUUUUACGACAUCUUGAAAAAACCUCACGGAGCGAUUACUGUUCCUAGGGUAGUUACUAAAUCACAAACAUCUGCACAAUACAUAUACCAAACACACUUACUUUUUUGCUAUAAAAAAAACUGUUACAGUCCACAACUGAGUUAAGAAACAAAUCAAAUGAUUGGACUUCUUUUAGACUCACAGGUGAUGAAGGUGUUCUAGUUCCUGGAUUGAUUCUUCAAAAAAUGUUGUGAUGUUGUUUCGCUCCAAAUUUCUGUUGAAAAAUAAGGAACUUAUAAAUUGAAGGAGGAAAGGAAGAUGGAUAGAAAACUAGAAAAAAAUGGGAAGAAAAAUGGGCGUGUACUUACAUAGAUUGAACACUUCUGUAACCAUCACCAAAUUGAACACUUGAGAUGUUGUUUCCGGAAAGAUCUCUGUAAAGGAUUAUUAAUUCUGAACGAUUCACAAUAAUUCGCGAAUGAAUGUACGCUUAUUUUGUACAGAUAUAAUUUUUUGACUUACACAGUUACAACUUCCCAGCUUUCUUUCACUUCAGGGAUUGCAAAUAUUCCUGCGUUGCGACACUGAAAAAAUUUCCUGUCUUUGUAAAAUCUACAUCCCGUUGGAUAGCCUUCUGCGAUAUCAUCAGAAACCGAAUGCGGAACUUUUUCCCCGGACUGUGCUCCACAAAGAGAAUAUUGAAGAAAAAUCAAGACAAAGAUUGGUGCGAAAAGAGUUUUGGCCAUUGCAGAAACAGUGGCGGUUUUUGAAACUUCAUUUUGACGUCAAAUUGAACGGUCGCUGAGCGCGCUAUUCGCGCAUGCGAUAAAAGCGCGAACUUUUUCUACAACGUUAUAUUUUCAUUCGAUUUCAUUUCAGUCUUUGUGUUUAAUUACUCGAGAUUUUUGGGAUUAAAACCUGUAGUUUUGGCCUACGCUUGACUUAAUUAAAAAUUUGCGUUAUUAGUCAUUUUUCAAUUGCGCGCAGCGUCAAUGUUUCAAACUCCGAUUUUUUCGCCUGACAAGUAAUCUGUUUGGUAGACCUUUGUCAAGAAAGCUAUUUCGAAUUAGGAAACUUUGUUCAAUGAAAACUGAGCUGGCGCAUUCAUAAAUUUUUGUUCCGUUAAAAACGAGUUUCGAAGAAAAGAUAACAGAUAAAAAAUUAGCUUAUGAUUGAAAUAAAAGUUCCAAUUAUUUUUGACGUUAUGUCUUUAACAUUACGUACUUUCUUUGGCAAUUAGGUUGACGUUGCAGUUUAUUACGUCACUCGUUGAAUCGGUUAAAACAAAAACUCUGAGAUGUGACGACGAAAAACUGAGACCGAAAUGGGCGGCGCUUGGCGAAUGCACAUCUUGGUGUUGCUGUGUUGUGUGUUUAUCAUCUCGACCAACGGAAAGAAGAGCGCCUCCUCCAGAUGCAGAGUGCGUCGGUUUGAAAAAAAGCUUGAUUGUAGAGGGGUUGGAUUCAGCAGGAUACCUAAGAUUGACAAAGGAAUACUGAUAGCGUAAGUGAAAUACUUUGGUUACAAUUUGAUUUCGUUUUGUUAAGAAUCAGUUGAAGUCUUGUUUUUGGACAAUUCGCUCCGUUCCCGCGCUUUAGGUAGUUUGCUUUUUCAGUUACUUUGAGUUCUUGCUGGCUCUUUGGAUUAUUUUCCUUUUGGUUGACCGUUGUAAUAACUGUGUUGUUACCACACUCAAUCAGAAAACGCUCUUAACAACCAUCGUACAAUGCUUUUAAUAAGGUUUUAUAUAUCAUUGUCAUUUCCUGCGCGUUUUGCUAUCCAUUGAAAGGCAGUUCAUUUUCCACAGAGAUUUUACAGACAACCAUAUAACACACUUAACCAAAGAGGAUUUGGGACGCCUUAGAAAGUUACAAAAAGUGUGAGUAUUCAUCCAUGCAGAUUGGUGUAGUGUGUACUUGAACGAAGUGGCCCAUCCAGCUAGAGCUUAUCCCGGUUUUCAUGGGAUGAAGCGAUUAGGAAUAUUACAACUACAUCGCAAAUUUACCCCAGCAUUUCUCCAGUAGCCAGGCUUCCAUGGUACCCAGUGAUACUCUUAUCUGGAGAGAGGUUCCUGCGGGGUUCCUGCGUACUGACCGCAAGGUCACCAAGUCUCUUACACUCAAUGAGAGUAUCUUGAUAAUUAUGAAUUUUUCCAAAACUCUAGAUCGAUCAGGAAAAAUCUAUAUAUGAUUAUUCGGUGAAAUGAAAUUAUUCCUGAUUUAAAAGUCAAAGGUUAUCAAUCGCCUUUGGUAUGGAGCUUCCCUGGUAUCAAGGUUAUCCCUUAAAAGUUAAAAAUUAAGAAAAAAAGUGGCCAUAAGCCAUUGAAAAACUGCUGAAAUUUUUUUCCAGAGAGUCAAAUUGUGUGAAAAAUUUUUUUCUUUUAUUUUUUUAAGCUUAAGACUCAGGGGUUUAGUUAUUCAUUCAUUCAAUUUUUUAUAGUUAUCUGAAUGGGAACCCAUUGCAUUGUGACUGUAAUCUCGAAAGGCUUAGACUUGGCCGGAAGAAUCUGCCUGUAAUUCAAGAUGUGGAUAAUAUUCAGUGCAAAACACCAUAUCAUCUUCGAGAUAAGCCUUUGAACUCUCUC
Pocillopora meandrina is the source of this 4205-nucleotide messenger RNA. The record is from the annotation of a GenBank genome assembly. NCBI's taxonomy places the organism in Eukaryota, Metazoa, Cnidaria, Anthozoa, Scleractinia, Pocilloporidae.